Molecule: messenger RNA, 2891 nt
Organism: Paramormyrops kingsleyae
Lineage: Eukaryota; Metazoa; Chordata; Actinopteri; Osteoglossiformes; Mormyridae
Gene: adam8b
Product: ADAM metallopeptidase domain 8b
Biological process (GO): inflammatory response; proteolysis; positive regulation of cellular extravasation
Molecular function (GO): metalloendopeptidase activity; cell adhesion molecule binding
Source: RefSeq, a predicted model, not a curated record
ACUGGAAGCAGAGCGACUUCCUGAAGUGAGUCACAGCCCGUAACUUCCUGGACGGUCAGAUCACGGUUCCUAUGUUAAUCAUGAAGAAACUGUAGGCACGCUGCCUUCCAGUACUGACGGCGUUGAGCCGCUAACUGCUGCCACCAUGCGCUUGUGCUCCUUGGAUAUUACUCUAUUUUUAGUGAUUGUAUCUGUAGGUUCAUUCGUCACAAGUGAACGCAGGCUUUCUCAUGUGAAGGACUACACUGUUGUCAGACCGCAGAAACUCGCCAUUCGUGCCAAACGAAACUUGUCCUCGGAAAAGGAAUAUCCAGACAAGCUGCGGUAUGCAUUGUCUAUUGAGGGAGAAGACUAUAUAUUCAACCUGGAAAAAAACAGGUUUCUGUUAGGAAAGGAUUAUACAGAAACAUACUAUUUGGAUAAUGGAACUGAAGUCACAGUAUUACCAAAUGAUGAGGACCACUGUUAUUAUCAUGGGGACGUUCAAGAUAUUAAAGACUCUGCAGUUAGUGUGGGCUUGUGCUCUGGAAUGAGGGGUUUCGUGAGGGCUAAGCAGACAGUAUACUUCAUCGAACCUUUGGCCAACUUCACAGAGGGCGACCAUGCCAUUUACAAAGAAGAGCAUCUGAGAAGAAAGAGAUCCUCGUGUGGUCACUACAACAAUACUUACUAUGACCAUGGGCCCAGAGUCUCUGGGAUGUUUAAGCCCAGUGUUUGGAAAAGCAAUUCACUUUUCAAUGGAGAACAAUUUGUCGAGAUGUUUUUGGUGGCUGACAAUGCAGAGUAUAGAAAAUGUGAUGGGAAGAUGGAAAAAGUAAAAGCAAGAAUGCUGGAAGUAGUAAAUCAUGUUGACAAGCUGUAUCGCCCUCUAAACAUUCAUGUAGUGUUAGUAGGUCUGGAGGUUUGGUCUCACAUGGACAAGAUUUAUGUCAGCACUAAUCCUGACACAACCUUGACAAAUUUUCUCCAGUGGAGACAGAACAGCCUUAUCAAUAAGAGAAAACAUGACAAUGCACAACUUGUCACUGGUAUUGAUUUUGAUGGAGAUACUGUGGGUUUGGCAAACAAAUUUGCAAUGUGUGAAUACGGCUCUGGGGCGGUGAAUCAGGAUCAUCAUGUAAAUUCUAUUGGUGUAGCUUCGACAGUUGCGCAUGAGAUGGGUCACAACUUGGGUUUGUCACAUGACACUUCUGAUUGUUCCUGUGGCACAUCAUCAGGCAAUAGAAACUGCAUUAUGGCAGAUCGUGUUGGAUCCAUCUUCCCAGAGACAUUCAGCAGCUGCAGUAAAACUGAGCUGAGUCAGUUCCUACAGCAGUAUAACCCUCGAUGCCUGUUGAAUAACCCAGGCCCCGUGAUUUGUGGCAAUGGUUACCUGGAGCCAGGAGAGGAAUGCGACUGCGGCACCCCGCAGGAUUGCAAUAAUGCCUGUUGUAACGCCACCACAUGCCGACUGACUAAAGGAUCUCAAUGUGCAUCUGGAGGGUGCUGUGAGAAUUGCCAGCUCAAGCGUUCCGGAAGCCUGUGCAGAAAAUCUGCAAAUGACUGUGACUUGGAGGAAUAUUGCACGGGCACAUCAGCAGAAUGUCCAAAGAAUGUGUUUAAGAUGAAUGGGAUUCCUUGCAACUUCAACCAAGGGUACUGCUACAAUGGUCAAUGCCCAACGCUCCUUCAGCACUGCAAACGAUUGUGGGGUUCAGAUGCACAAGUUGGCAGCGAUCUGUGCUUUGAAGAAAAUACAGCUGGUUCAUAUUAUGCAUAUUGCAAAAACACUAAAGAUCGCUACCUCAGCUGUGCAAAAGAGGAUGUGAAGUGUGGCACAAUCUUUUGCACUAGCAGAAAUAAUCCUAUAACUCAGAAAAGGUUAAACCUGGAUUUGAAUGGGAUAUCUUGCCAUGUCGCUUUACCGGAAACUGAAUCGAGUGACAUUGGUAUGGUACCCACAGGUGCAAAAUGUGGAGACAACAAGGUAUGCUAUAAUAAUGCGUGUCAAGACAUUAAAGUGUACGGAAACAAGAACUGUGCAGCAAAAUGCAGUGACAAUGGGGUGUGUAAUCAUGAAGGACAGUGUCACUGUGACCCUGGCUGGGCUCCGCCCUACUGUAAUGUCAAGUUUUCUGAGCUCACUCAAGGGAGUGCUUUGGCUGUUGGGGUGUCUGUAACUCUGGGAAUUCUUAUACCUCUUAUGCUUGUUAUUGGAGGAUUAAUGUGGUACAAAAAGACAAACAAAGCGGAAUUCCUCACUAAAAAAAAAGUGCCCAGUGCCUCGAGUCUGACAAACCCACUAUUUCACAAAGGCAUUGUGAAUGGCAGUUCUAGGGACAGGAUUCACCAAAUCAGUCAGCCAAUCUUUGUGGAAUCGUCAGUCACUCAAGCCUGCAGUCCAUUGGUUGUCACUGUUGCUUCUAGCCACUCACCCCCCAAGCCACAGGUUAAGCCACCACCCCCAGCAAGACCAUUACCGCCACUAAAUGUAAAUCCGGUCAGAAAGCCACCAGUACCCCCAGUAAAACCUACAGGAUCCACAACUCCUCAGAAACACCAUCAAUUAUAAGUGCUAAUUUGAUAGCUUAAUCUGAAACAAUCUGAAAUUAGACACUUUACUUGAUGGGGCAGAAGUAACGCAGUUGUAAAUAGUGAAGUGUUGCCUAAAUGUGUUUGUUGUAUAUGUUUCUGGUGAAAACAGAGCAUAAUAAAAAUGAUGUUUAACAUGGUAUGUCUGCGGGACAAAAGGCUGCACUGACUCCCAACGCCAAGACCAGGGCCAGUAUGCAUAAAACUUCCUAAGAAUGGUCUUAAGAAUGGUCGUACACUUUGACUUAAGAGUUAAAAAAUCUUAGCAAAAAGUAGGACCUAAGAGCAUUGUAUAAAGAUGCUGAAAGUAACUUUCAGCA